CCCGACAAAACGGAGGGGGCAGGAAGCCGGAAACAAAGCGCGCCGCUCUGGGAAGGGUUUCUGAGCUUCUCCGGCGAUCGAGCGACAAAGGGCAAGACGUCGACGAGAUGAUCAAGGCCGGAUCCAUCGCUGCUUCGCUCGCGGCUUCCUUCUCUGCUACUCUCGCCGCCGCGGCCACUCCUUACGUCUUCGCGGUUAUUUCCCCAUCCGCCCCCACUAAAGAGGGAUCGGGAUCAAUGAAAAAUGCUUCGGGAUCUGAUUCGAAACGGAGAGCCGAGGACAAGUUCGCGCCGAGGUACGACGGCCUCAGAUUCAUUGAGACGCUUGUGACCGCGCACCGGUGAUUCGCUUUUUCCUUCUCGAUGCUUCAUUCCAUUCCUCGGCGCUUCCGGUAAAAUUGCCCUCUUUAUUCCCCAUGUUGAUUUGUGAUUGGUAGCGUGAGAUUUCAACAAGUAGUUCUUUGUUUUUAGGACAAAAUAGAUAGCUUUAAACGAGUUUUUGUUCUAAUAUUUAGGAAUAUUGUUCCUUAUCACCUGCAAGAAAUUUUUACCGUUGUUAAUUGGUUUUGUGGUAUUCUUUGAUCGUUUGUUUUAUCAUACGAUGAACAUAAGACAAAACAAGGGAACAAAGUAGAGAUUGAUUCUGCUUCCUUGUCUAUAUCAUUCAUUUUAUUAAUGUAUCAUUUUGUAUUUUCUUCAAUUGACAUAUUACUCUUGGGUACGACUA
Molecule: messenger RNA, 726 nt
Organism: Zingiber officinale
Lineage: Eukaryota; Viridiplantae; Streptophyta; Magnoliopsida; Zingiberales; Zingiberaceae
Exons: 2
Coding region: 108-344 (78 amino acids)
Source: RefSeq, a predicted model, not a curated record